GGGGGUACGAGCGGCCAGUCACGGGAGUUCGCGUCGUCUCUAAUAACGCGUCCAAUUUCGCUGCACUCUUAUCCCUGACGUCUGCUGGAUGGCAUCUCCGUGACAGAACAGAGAGCAGCGAGCAAUGUAUGGAGUUGGCCUGGUUCCAGAUUCCGGAUUCCAGGAUCACGGCAACCGACCUGAAACAAUCCACGAUCUAUUAGGAUUGGUCUCGAAUUGUCUCGGAUUUCCGUCAGACAUGGAAGGUUCCCCGGCGUCCCCGUUGGACUAUCUCCCGGUCGAUAUCCAGCAGCAACUGCUGCGUCAGUUCUUAUUGGACUGGCCUGCAGCAAUCAGUUCGCGGGACUGGUCUCGAAUCUUCUCUGAUUCUGCUCGAAACAAGCGGCGUUCUCCGUUAGAGAACCUCCCAGCCGAGAUCCGGCGGGAAGUGCUGUUAUUGUUGGACUUUCGGGAGCUGCUCGCCCUCGUCAAUGCGUCUCCCGUGUUCCACGAACAGUAUCUGGCAGACCACAAGUCUGUUAUGUGCAGCUGGCUGCAGAGAGCCCUUGGGGACGCCGCGAUUGAGGCGCGUGCUGUGCAUCAGGCCGGUAUAGUCGGUAGUCUAGAUCCUGACUCGCCCGAGUGGCCAGAUGUACUACGGCGUUUCCUCGACACAUAUCGGGCUCGGUCUUCCCGCGUUCAGUCGGACCGCGUGAUCCCCUUCGCGGCAUUGCCUAAACACGAAGUCAAGUACUUGAUCUUCUUCCACCUGAACGUCAUCCUACCCUUAUCUCGAAGAUUCACGAGCUGGGCUUCGAUGAAUCUGGCCAAGAUGGCCAAAACCGAAUACUACGCACCACUGCUCAGCAGGGCCGAAGAGACACGAGUUGUACGCGCCCUUUACCGGUUCCAGCUAUGUUGCUGCCUCUUUGGCCGGGCCACGUGCGGGGAUGACGAGGGAUCAGAUUGGGGCAACAGAGUACCUCUGUCUAUGACAGGGUUUUUCGAUACCAUGGAGCCCUGGGAGAUCGAGGAAGUGGCGUGCAUCUGCGACUGGAUCAUGGAGGAAUACGAGUAUGUGUUUCGUGCCAUUCAGUGGGAUGUGCACCCGGACAAUCCCCGGUUCAAGGACCAAGGAGGAACUAAUACGUCCGACGGGUCCUUCGACUUGGAGAAUGAAGAGCACCGGAGCGAUCUUCUAGUGGGUACUCUGGCUUGUGGCCUAGAGCCAUUGGAAAAAGUCCUGUUCCGGACCCAAACCCACGACGAUCUUGUUGCGACGAUGCAAACCUACGUGGGCGACAACGGGUCUUUUGAUCCAGUAUGUUGUUGGUGGAAAGAACCCCAGCAGGCCAAGCGAGAGGCUGAGAUCUCUUCGGGACAGAGGCUGCAGCAACGGCCGCGGGACCAUAGUCCAGUGCAAUGGAGCGACGAUGUCGUCAAGGUCGAGAGUGGCUCACCGAAUUUUGCCUGGACGUUCCUAUGGAACAACACAUAUAGCAACCUGUACGGAGAAUUCAUCCCGAACAACCUCACUCACUGGGGAUAUGUCAUGUGGGACUUCAGUAGGCUUGUGAGAAUGGGCGCCAUGUCAGUGUUGGACCGCAAGUGGCUGGAGCUACACAGAGGGGGGGACCCAAGAGGGCACCCAGGGGUUCCGCCGCUAUAAGCAGGGAGUUUGGAAGAGGUGGUUAGUUCGUAAAGUUUGAAGGUCUGUUGAGACUGAGAACAGUUGGUGUAACAUUUGGGU
Chaetomium strumarium is the source of this 1729-nucleotide messenger RNA. RefSeq lists its product as uncharacterized. Bases 125 to 1648 code for a protein of 507 amino acids. The record is from RefSeq and is a predicted model, not a curated record. The transcript has 2 exons. Lineage: Eukaryota; Fungi; Ascomycota; Sordariomycetes; Sordariales; Chaetomiaceae.